Molecule: messenger RNA, 1016 nt
Organism: Fragaria vesca subsp. vesca
Lineage: Eukaryota; Viridiplantae; Streptophyta; Magnoliopsida; Rosales; Rosaceae
Product: heavy metal-associated isoprenylated plant protein 26-like
Exons: 3
Coding region: 246-830 (194 amino acids)
Molecular function (GO): metal ion binding
Source: RefSeq, a predicted model, not a curated record
AUGUUAGCUUGACCCACAUUUCAAGUAUUAGUGUGAGGAUUUAGAUACCAUUCCCUAUCUAAAAGAUCUAAUAAUUUGUGAUUUUAAUCACAAGAAAGCUGCUGAGUCUGUAAGUUGGAAUUGGUUUUAGACAUAGCUGAAGGAAGGGAAUGCAUGCUUAAGGCUACUGAGGAAUAUCUUCUAGGGUUGGUUUGUCCACAUCGUUUUCCUUCCUUGUAUAUAAAUAGCAACUAACCCCAAUUGUCAUGGCAACCUCACUAAAGAGAACAUUUGGCUCAAUCCUAUCUUCCAUUGUAUACUUGUUUUACACGAACGAUCACCACCACGAUCAACGCUACCAUCAACACCACCAUCAACACCACCAUCACAAAAGCAGCAGAAGCAACAUCCACAAGCUCAAGUACAACAUGCCUAGAGGUCGACCCCUUUCGUUGCAGACUGUGGAGCUCAAAGUCAGGAUGUGCUGCACUGGUUGUGAGAGAGUUGUCAAGCAUGCGAUUUUCAAGCUCAAAGGGAUUGAUUCGGUCGAGGUGGAUUUACCGAUGGAAAAGGUGACAGUAGUCGGGUAUGUUGAACGGAACAAGGUCCUAAAGGCGGUGAGGAGGGCCGGAAAGAGGGCAGAGUUCUGGCCGGACCAUCCCUUGUACUUCACAUCCACCAGUGACUAUUUCAGGGACACAACCAAUGAGUUUAAAGAGAGCUACAAUUACUACAAGCAUGGUUACAAUAUUGGGGACAAACACGGUACCCUUCCGGUGGCUCAUCGGGGAGACGAUAAAGUCAGCAACAUGUUCAACGAUGAUAAUGUCAAUGCUUGCUCAAUCAUGUAACUAGAUGAAGAUGAUCUUCUGUGUACCAUGUACUAUAUAUGAUGAUCCUUAUGUUAACUAGCAGUGUGGUUUUCAAGCAUUCAAUCUGUACCAUAUAGUUCUGUACAGUAUGCAAAUUAAGCGUGUUUUUCAUGUGAUUGUAGUAGCUAGUGUGGGGAAUAUAUUCAACAUAACUAUUUCAAGGAA